Sorex fumeus (smoky shrew) is the source of this 4859-nucleotide messenger RNA. RefSeq names its product YY1 transcription factor (gene YY1). Gene Ontology annotation, cellular component: PcG protein complex; transcription regulator complex. The coding region runs from base 230 to 1507 and encodes 425 amino acids. Gene Ontology annotation, biological process: regulation of transcription by RNA polymerase II. The transcript has 6 exons. Gene Ontology annotation, molecular function: DNA-binding transcription factor activity, RNA polymerase II-specific; RNA polymerase II cis-regulatory region sequence-specific DNA binding. The record is from RefSeq and is a predicted model, not a curated record. Lineage: Eukaryota; Metazoa; Chordata; Mammalia; Eulipotyphla; Soricidae.
GGGCGCCGGCCGCGCGCAAGUCUCGCGAGGCCCGGCCGGAGCCGAGUGUGGCGGCGGCGGCGGCGGCGGCGAGAUCUGGGCUCGGGGUGAGGAGUUGGUAUUUGUGUGGAAGGAGGCGGAGGCGCAGGAGGCCGGGGGCCGCGGAGCGCCGGCCCGGAGGGCGGGAGGAGGCGCGGCCAGAGCGGGCGGCCGGGCCGCCGCGGCGGCCGCGGCGGCCGAGCCCCCAGCCAUGGCCUCGGGCGACACCCUCUACAUCGCCACGGACGGCUCGGAGAUGCCGGCCGAGAUCGUGGAGCUGCACGAGAUCGAGGUGGAGACCAUCCCCGUGGAGACCAUCGAGACCACGGUGGUGGGCGAGGAGGAGGAGGAGGACGACGACGACGAGGACGGCGGCGGCGGCGGCGGCGACCACGGCGGCGGGGGCGGCCACGGGCACCCGGGCCACCACCACCACCACCACCACCACCACCACCACCCGCCCAUGAUCGCGCUGCAGCCGCUCGUCACCGACGACCCGAGCCAGGUGCACCACCACCAGGAGGUGAUCCUGGUGCAGACGCGCGAGGAGGUGGUGGGCGGCGACGACUCGGACGGGCUGCGCGCCGAGGACGGCUUCGAGGACCAGAUCCUCAUCCCGGUGCCCGCGCCGGCCGGCGGCGACGACGACUACAUCGAGCAGACGCUGGUCACCGUGGCGGCGGCCGGCAAGAGCGGCGGCGGCGGCGGCGGCUCGUCGUCGGCGGCGGCCGGCGGCGGCCGCGUCAAGAAGGGCGGCGGCAAGAAGGGCGGCAAGAAGGGCUACCUCGGCGGCGGCGGCGGCGGCGGCGCGGGCGCCGGGGCGGCGGGCGGCGGCGCGGACGCGGGCAACAAGAAGUGGGAGCAGAAGCAGGUGCAGAUCAAGACCCUGGAGGGCGAGUUCUCGGUCACCAUGUGGUCCUCAGAUGAAAAAAAAGACAUUGACCACGAGACAGUGGUCGAAGAACAGAUCAUUGGCGAGAACUCGCCUCCCGAUUACUCCGAGUACAUGACAGGAAAGAAGCUUCCCCCGGGGGGCAUUCCUGGCAUCGACCUCUCGGAUCCCAAGCAACUGGCAGAGUUUGCCAGAAUGAAGCCAAGAAAAAUUAAAGAAGAUGACGCUCCAAGAACAAUAGCUUGCCCUCAUAAAGGCUGCACCAAGAUGUUCAGGGAUAACUCGGCCAUGAGGAAGCACCUGCACACCCACGGCCCCCGCGUCCACGUCUGUGCAGAGUGCGGCAAGGCUUUCGUUGAGAGCUCCAAACUAAAGCGGCACCAGCUGGUUCAUACUGGAGAGAAGCCCUUUCAGUGCACAUUCGAAGGCUGCGGGAAGCGCUUUUCACUGGACUUCAAUUUGCGCACGCACGUGCGAAUCCAUACCGGAGACAGGCCCUAUGUGUGCCCCUUCGACGGUUGUAAUAAGAAGUUUGCUCAGUCCACUAACCUGAAAUCUCACAUCUUAACACAUGCUAAGGCCAAAAACAACCAGUGAGGAGGAGAGAGAAGGACCUGCCCUCGGCACCAGGAUGGCGGGAUCGACACGCCUCUCCUUUGUAUAUUGUUUCUAGGAAAGAAUUUUAAAAAAUGAAUCCUACACACCUAAGGGACAUGUUUUGAUAAAGUAGUAAAAAAAAAUUAAAAAAAAAAACUUUAAUAAGAGGACGUUGCUAAGAUGCUCUAUCUUGCUCUGUAAUCUCGUUUCAAAAACACGGCGUUUUUGUAAAGUUGUGGUCCCACCAGGAGGGCAAUUCAUGAACUUCGCAUCAAAAGACAAUUCUUUAUACAACAGUGCUAAAAACGGGACUUCUUUUCACAUUCUUAUAAAUACGAAGCUCACCUGUUGCUUACAAUUUUUUUAAUUUUGUAUUUUCCAAGUGUGCAUAUUGUACACUUUUUGGGGAUAUGCUUAGUAAUGCUAUGUGUGAUUUUUCUGGAGGUUGAUAACUUUGCUUGCAGUAGAUUUUCUUUAAAAGAAUGGGCAGUUACAUGCAUACUUCAAAAGUAUUUUCCUGUAAAAAAAAAAGUUAUAUAGGUUUUGUUUGCGAUCUUAAUUUUGGUUGUAUUCUUUGAUGUUAACACAUUUUGUAUAAUUGUAUCGUAUAGCUGUAUUGAAUCAUGUAGUAUCAAAUAUUAGAUGUGAUUUAAUAGUGUUAAUCAAUUUAAACCAUUUUAGUCACUUUUUUUUUCCCGAAAAAUACUGCCAGAUGCUGGUGUCGAGUGUAAUUUCUUUGCCUGUUCAGUUACAGAAAGUGGUGCUCAGUUGUAGAAUGUAUUGUACCUUUAACACCUGAUGUGCACACCCGUGUAACAGAAAGGGCAACAAUAAAAUAGCAAUCCUACAGAAAGAAUCCGGCAGAGAAAGCUCUGUAAGCACAGUCUUAGUUCCUUUUGUUGUCCAGAGUAAUUCUAAUUCUUGAGCCUCCCAGAAAUUGGAAGCUAAAUAAAGCAACUCAAGUUUCCUUUCCUUCGCACUCGGUCGCAGUGGCGCGUGUAACGCAGCGGGUCUUGAGGAUUCCUCCGUGGCCUGGAUUCCCGAGGAGCAGAGGACAGGCAGCCCGAGUUCAGGAACUACCUCAGAGUCCCCGGCCAGGCCGGGGCGGGGGUGGGGGGCCGGCUCGGGCCCCAGCCCCGCGCGCGUGCGUCCUCCAGGUAAGGUACGGCCGAGAGAGCCCCGCGGUUCCGUGCCACCCUGCCCGGGUCGGCUCCUGGGCUAGUUGCAGGUUCCUCCCUCCGGUGGGGUCCCCGUGCUGGCACCAGGAACUUAGUGUCACCUCCUCAACGGCUGCUGCGGGCAGGUGGGUGACGGCAUGGUCAGAAACUCGUACUCAGUGAGUACUUUACCUCCUCCCUCUGCCACCUCCUCAGUGCGCGGUGAUGCGUUGGGAGCUUUCCCUGGAGUCCGCUCUGACUCCCGAGAGUAGCCGACAGUCCACGAGCCCGCAGACUCCCGUUCAUUCCAGAUGCGCACGGCCUGUGUAUCUUGUGCUGUCUGUCCGCUUGACUGCAGGGUGACUUAACUCGCUAAUAGUCAAGAUCUCUUUCCACGCUGUGCAGGACACCCCUAGGCCACAGGCGUCACCCCAUCCCUGCUGGGGGGGGGGGACUUCGUGGGUCCUACCGAGGAUCGGAGACCAGCACAGCGGCCCCGUGGCUCUCUGGAACUUUGAAGUGCCUUCUGAAUCCCAAUGAAAAAUUGAACUCGAGACGCUUUUCUAUUUGUUCAGAAUCUGGUAGCUGGAUGGAACUGAGUCGUUCAGAAGCCCCUGGCCGGCGUCCGGCCGAGCCAGGCAUGGUUGGUCAGGAGAGUCAGGCCACGUCAGAGCCAAAGGCCCCCGAUGCCCGCAGGCUGGCAGCAUCCUGCGACACUGGAGCCUGGCCCUGGUGCUGUCCCGGGACCCCGCAGGAGGGAGGCCCCCCCUCCCCGUCCUGGUGCCUUGGUCCCUUGGGGAUGCCUUUAGCCAUCUCUGCCGUUCUCGUCUUCCUUCUCUGAAUAUGCAGCCCGUUGGUGAAAGGAGUGGUCGGUGGCACUCCCGACCCCGCAGCAGGCAGGCAGGCAGGCAGGCAGGCGCUGGGGCCGGAGUGCCGGGUCUGUAGGAGUCCUUCUGGGAUAGCACCGAGACCCGCGUUGCUUGUGUCUUGAACCUUUGGCUAACCGUGUGGAAGUGGUGGUCUAGCUGCGGGUCAGUGGCCCCGAGGAGCCUCUGAUUUGCCCAUAGACUUUUUCCUACAUCUGAGCUGAAACCUGCAUGUUUCUAGCGUAUGUAAUAUAAACCCUCCAGAGGAUAAGUUUACACUUAACGAGAUAUUGUUUUCUAUUUUUGGAUUUAUUCUCUUCCCCCCCUUUUUUGUAGCCUGGGGGGAAGCGUAAUAUUUGUAUGAAGAACUAUCACCUCAGAGUGACCCUCGCUUUCCAGGGUGACAGGACUCGCGCGCUUCCCGCGCCCGCCGUAGACGGAGGCGAACGGCCAACGCUUUUUCCGGUUUGGUUUCCGUGUACAAACUGCUCAGCGUCACUCGCUCUGCGUGCUGUGCCCGGGCCCCGCAGAGGUUUCCUGGCCCAGAUGGAAUGUUCGCUGCUUCUGAACGAUCCUUGUAGCGCCGAGGGGGUGGGGGGCCCUGCUCCCCAUGCUGCUCGCCCCCGGGACCCCGUCCCAGACUGCAUCAGCCGGGGCUGAGGGGUCGGCAGCCCGUCGAGUCCCGUCCUGCCUUCCCUCUCGUUUUUGUGACGUCCAGUCUCCGGGUAGGGAUGCUGUGUGUCCCAAGUCCCUGUUGGCGCACCCACCCGUGCUUCACACCCUCAGCGUCCUCUCCCGCCCAGUGGGGACUGGGGGCGGCCACACUCCAGCCCCUGCAGAGCGUGAGUGGUGCUACCCCCACUGUAGCCCAGGGCCACGGCCUGCAGCUGUGCGUCUUGGGGGCCUUGAGGGGUCCGUUUUGGGGGGAAGGGCAUCAGUAGCAAACAAGAACCAUUCUUUCUACAGUGUCCGUACCCGUUGGCGAGGCUCUGCUCUCUCCGGCCGUGGUGGUGGGUCAGCCCAUUGUCAUAGCUCCGUCCUCUUUUUUGAUUUCCCCAUAACUUCCACAUAGGCCCUGGCUCAAGAACUUGGCAUUGUGUCUCAUGGUCAUCUUAGAUUUUCUUCAAUGUUCGUCAUCAUUUCUGGAAUUAUCUUUUUUUUUUUUCCUUAGCUCAUAGGUCAUAGAUGCAGAAAUAUUCUAGUAUUUAAAGCACCCACAUCAGCUGGCUUUGCAUCCAGAAACAUUUAAUGAAAACUCAGUUUGAAGCACCAAGCAUGUGUAACAUGGCUCUAUAAAAUAUAAUAAAUGCAUAAUGUUAAGCUUUUUAA